Molecule: messenger RNA, 667 nt
Organism: Suillus bovinus
Lineage: Eukaryota; Fungi; Basidiomycota; Agaricomycetes; Boletales; Suillaceae
Exons: 2
Coding region: 1-255 (84 amino acids)
Source: RefSeq, a predicted model, not a curated record
AUGAAGUUCAUCUCACUCACCAUUAUGAUUAUGUCUGCCACAAUGCCAGUACUGUGGGUUAUAGUGCAAAACCCCCUGAACAUGCCAUGCAACAUUCCUGAAGAGUACGGUUGCGGAUACCUCGCGGGUUAUAACAACGACAAUCCCUUUUUGUAUUACUGUUCGGUACGGUACAUUAUGGCUACCGUUAAGCCUUGUAGCUGUGCGAUUUGCUGUAGCGUCAAGUACGGAGGUGUUGAGCAGAAGUGUGUAUAGUAGACUUGCUCAUAAUGCAUGCAUGCAUAACGCAUAAGCCUUGGAACUACUUUUUGCGUUAUAUCAGAGGCCUUAUUUGGGUGGUCUAGGCCCGCAGUGUUGCUUCAUAUCAGUACCUACUUCAAUAUACUUACAGCUAUGUAAGUGAAUACAGGUGUCAAAAUUCAAAAACUCGUCUUCCUUUACCUCAAACAUGCAUGCCCAAACCCACAAGCCACAGGAGAGGCCAGCGGCACCCUACAAACAACGCUCGCAGAAAAUUCCAAAGACUACUAGAGAUGCACCUGCUACUCACCUAAAUCUCGUUCGCGAAGCAAGUAGUACUACUGGACUAGUGUACUUGCAAAUCCUGUGUUACUUCGACAAUGUCAAAUAUUUUCAUGUGAAAGCGGUCCUGGGUCAGCAGAUUUAC